UAGAAGAGAUCACAGUUUGCAUCCUACAGUUGCAUUGUGAAGUUGUUUUUAUCCUCAUCAAUAUGAACAAGCUGUUUAUUGUCCUUUUGGCUGUGUGCCUUGUUAGUGCACAUGCCUUUGUAAAACGCGAUGCGCCUGCAGGAGAGAAUCAAUUGGAGAAGAUACAGAAGCAGUUGCAGGAGUUCUCCAAGAACAUUAAUAACCAAAUGGCCAGUACUUUCGACCCUGAGACCAUGAAGAGGAAUUUCAACCAGUUUGCUGAAAGCAUCAACAAAGCUAUGAGUGACAUGAACAACAAGCCUCCGGCUGCAUAGAAGAAGACUGAUUUGUGUAAUGCAAUGUAGACCUUAACCUAACUAUAGUAGAUACAAAAUCUUUUGCCAGUUAUUGUGAAGGCUGUGUGCCUAGAACUAGAAUGCUGAGUUUUGAAUAAAAUAUAUUUUUUUGUAAACUUG
Messenger RNA from Spodoptera litura, 455 nucleotides. RefSeq names its product anionic antimicrobial peptide 2-like. The record is from RefSeq and is a predicted model, not a curated record. Lineage: Eukaryota; Metazoa; Arthropoda; Insecta; Lepidoptera; Noctuidae.